AACAAGCAUCAAAAUGGAUGAAGAUAGCUCAUCAGUUCCUCGAAAAUCUGCUACUGGCCCCGUAAGAGUCAGCCAGAGGCAACCACAAAGCUGCACGGAAUGUACCAGGCGCAAGACAAGGUGCGACAAACGGGUUCCCUGCGUCAACUGUUGCAAACGAGGGGUACCUGAGAAAUGCCAAAUCGAACAAGUAAUUCCUUCAAAGAAUUUGAGUACUGCAGCGCAGAUCAAGACCUUAAGAGAUGAGAUGUUAGCAGCCGAUCAUGAGCUGAGACAGCGUGUAGAAGCCUUAGAGAAACUAGUCAAAUCGUUAACCGCAAGCCGAGAGGCCUCAGAAAAAGCUACUAAAGCGACCACAACUGUGCUGUCUCCUUCCAUUUCUCCAUCGGCUAUGAAUGAUCAAGGUAAUAACACCGACGAAAAUCUGGAUGAGUCUGUCGGUGGUGGUUACGAUGACGAUGAAGCGGAGGCUGCAGCCACCCUUGAAUUUCUUGCCAUUGGACGACUUCGACCAAAGCCUCCAGGUGGAUCGGACGUGAUAUACAAUGGGGACGCAAAUCAAGUUGAUGGUCAGGCUUGUUCCGAAGAUGGGGAGAUGAACGAAUCACCUCCGAUCAUCCUGUCAUUAUCUGAUCCUACUCACGCAUCCACUCACCCUCAAACGUAUCUUCAUUUACCUCCAGUCAAAUUGUCUCGCCUCAACGACCGCCGGCUUGCUUUGUAUCAUGAAGUCGUCAGAAAAGACAUUCUGUCUCAACUGCCUCCCGCUACUGUUGGAAGGGCUUUGGUCCAAUUCGACAUGGAUAAUGUUGCCUGGAUGCACUGCUGUUAUCACGGUCCUACUUUCCAACGUGAAGCCGAUCUGGUCUGGGCAGAGCUUGGAUCAGAUGACGUAGAGAUCAACUGGAGCUUUAUGGCUCUAUUAUUCGGCGUUCUGAUGUCGGGAGCAUAUCACCUACCUGAAAGCACAUUCCAGUAUCUUUUUCCUUCGCAAACUCGGUUGGAUUUAAUCAAUCAAUGGUUUACGGCUUGCAUCAUGUGUCUUCAGGAAGCCGAUUGGAUGCGUUCACACAGCCUUUACGCCAUUCAAUGCGUUGCUAUUAUUACUUCCGCAGCGAACCAUAUUGGUAAAGCAGAUUUAUAUUUCACUCUUCUUGGUGCGGCCGUAAGAAUUGCCCAAGCAUUGAACCUUCAUCGACUCGGUCCAGAUUCCGAGCUUUUAUAUAAAUCUAAGAAUUCGAAAUUGAUCAUCGCACGAGAGGUUCGAAAACGUACAUGGUAUCAGCUCCUAUAUCAGGACGCAUUCCAUGUGGCGUUCAAUGGUGCUUGUUCUAUCAAUCGAGCCCAGUUUAACACUGCGCCUCCCAUCCACUGUAUUGACAGUAUGUUGGGUCUUGGUAUGGAAGAAGCCAAAGUAUCCUACGACAUUCCGACCACAGAUUCGCACGUCUGUCAACUCUACAAGUUGGCUUUGCAAGUGAAUAGAGCAUACUCCUCCACUGAAGCCAUGGCCCCUUUACCCUAUGAUGUAAUUCUUCAGAUUGAUCGUGACAUCCAUACAAUCAUGAACGAAGCUCCAUUAUGGAUGCGGGACGAGAACUACGUACUUGAUCCAAAUGCUCCUGCAUGGGCUGACUGGCAGAGAAAGGCGUACAUCCUUUCGGCCUCCCACAAAGUUAUUGUCCUGCAUCGUCCUUAUCUGGGCCGGGCAUUCCGAGGCGAUCAACGUUAUAUCCGGUCUCGCGAGAAUUGUUUACAGCACGCCCAUAAAAUCCUGCGGAUAUUCAAAGGCUGUUCACUCGUCCAGUUUCGCACUACUUGGACCGUCUUAGUUCAUGCUGUUGCGGCGAGUCUUAUCCUUCUCCUUGACGCCUCGCAGCAAACGAAUCAUUGCGCCCUCAACUCAAUCCAAAUUGUGCGCGAGACGGUCGAUAUCCUGCGCCAGCUCUCUGACCUCUCUAUCAUCGCCAAAAAGGGUUUUCUCGUCAUUUCACCUUUAAUUGAAGACUCCGCACAACUCACCGAGGCUGGACCUGAUGUAAACGUCAGAAACAGAAAAGCUUUUCUGGGUAAGGCGGAAACCGAACUGAAACAAGCCCUCGAUGUUUUUCGGCGUGGGCACUCCACCGCUCCACCUUCUGUGUCCCCAUUCAGUGCCUCAGGGCAUGUGGAGUUGUCUGCUAUAUGCAACCAGGAUGCCAGCAUGGCUUCGGACUCAGAGGCGAUGGUCGCUACUUCGUCCCUCAUAGGAGCAUCACAAGUAAGGGGGUUGGAAGCCACGGAUGUAUGGAAUCCCUUUUUAUGGAACUCACAGGGCGACAUGGGGUCCUCCACCAAUCCUAACAUGAUGAUGGAUUGGGGAAAUCCAGAAUCUCUGAGUUUGAGUGGUGAUACAAGUGGAAUGGACUGGAUGUCUUAUACAUAAGCAGAAAAUGGGCUAGUUGUACAUGUUACUAGAAUAAAUCAAGUUGUACUAGAUUGGGAAUUGAUAAGUUCAUAGGAAUAUGCCUCUGUUUUUUUCUUAAAUAUUAAUGAAGGAACUUGAGGCU
This is a messenger RNA of Cryptococcus deneoformans JEC21, 2549 nucleotides long. Its product is annotated as expressed protein. Lineage: Eukaryota; Fungi; Basidiomycota; Tremellomycetes; Tremellales; Cryptococcaceae. The transcript has 23 exons. Gene Ontology annotation, biological process: DNA-templated transcription; regulation of DNA-templated transcription. Gene Ontology annotation, molecular function: zinc ion binding; DNA binding; DNA-binding transcription factor activity, RNA polymerase II-specific. Bases 14 to 2425 code for a protein of 803 amino acids. The record is from RefSeq and is a predicted model, not a curated record.